Danio aesculapii is the source of this 9954-nucleotide messenger RNA. RefSeq names its product notch receptor 2 (gene notch2). Lineage: Eukaryota; Metazoa; Chordata; Actinopteri; Cypriniformes; Danionidae. Gene Ontology annotation, biological process: multicellular organism development; cell differentiation; regulation of developmental process. Gene Ontology annotation, cellular component: signaling receptor complex; membrane. Gene Ontology annotation, molecular function: calcium ion binding; signaling receptor activity; Notch binding. The record is from RefSeq and is a predicted model, not a curated record.
CUCCGUCUGCGACUUCAGUGACUGGGACGAAAAGAAGAGAGAAGUUCAGAAAGUUUGAUCACAGCGCAACUACGAGUGGAAAAAAACUGAAUGAAGGCACUACACGGAUUUAAGUGGUCGAACGAGACUCCCUGACAGACAAAACACAGCUUCUCCAUCGAGUAUAAUUCGUUUUCCGCGUUUUAAAGAGCUUUUUGAGAUUCGUGACGCUUUAACCUGACAGAGCACAGCCUCGCGCUGGCGGCUCUAUGUGGAUUUUACUCAAAAUAUGGGCCAAUUACCCGGUGUCUCUUCAGGCACAGUCAUCAUUUUCCUUAUUUGCUGCGUUAAACUCUCAUAUGCUCUGCAGUGUAUCGACGACGAGAAGCCCUGUGUGAAUGGUACCUGUGUCAUUUUACACAACGGGACACACUACUGCAGGUGUGCUCCUGGUUUCUUAGGGGAGUACUGUCAUCACAGUGACCCGUGUUAUCUGUUGUAUUGUAAAAAUGGAGGAGAGUGCAAGGUGAGCGUGGCCGGUGUCCCUGGGAGCCCCACAUGUGUCUGUCCUCUGGGCUUUGCGGGUGAGCACUGCGAGAUCCAGAAAAACUCCACCUGCUACCCCAAUAACCCUUGCACCAAUGGGGGAAAGUGCUUGCUCCUUCCCAACGACCAGUACAAAUGUCAGUGUGCCCCUGGGUGGACAGGUCAGCAUUGUGAGCAAGAGGACGCAUGUCUGUCCAGCCCAUGUGCCAACGAUGGUAUCUGCAAUGCUCUGCCAAAUCGCGAAUACUCUUGCACCUGUAAGCGAGGUUAUCAUGGUUCCCGUUGUCUUAACGACACAGACGAGUGUGUGGCCUCACCGUCGAUAUGCAAGAACAAAGGUGUUUGUCUGAACACCCCAGGCUCAUAUCGAUGUACUUGCCAACCUGGCUUCACCGGCUCAGACUGCGGGAGUCCUUACUUGCCCUGCUCUCCGUCCCCCUGCCUCAAUGGUGGGACCUGCCGACAAACUGCAGAGACCACCUAUGUAUGCCACUGCCUGCCAGGAUUUAAUGGUACAAACUGCGAGGUGAACAUUGAUGACUGUCCAGAUCACCGCUGUCAGAAUGGAGCUACAUGCAUGGAUGGAGUCAACACCUACAACUGCCAGUGCCCACCUGAAUGGACAGGUCAGUUUUGCACUGAUGAUGUGGAUGAAUGCAGACUGCAGCCCAACGCCUGUCAGAAUGGAGGCACAUGCAGUAACACACGCAACGGCUACAACUGUGUGUGUGUGAACGGCUGGAGCGGCCUGGACUGCUCUGAAAACAUUGAUGACUGUGCAGCUGAGCCCUGCACCGCCGGCUCCACUUGCAUCGACCGCGUGGCUUCCUUCGUUUGCAGCUGCCCUCCCGGCAAGACUGGUUUGCUGUGUCACAUUGAUGAUGCCUGCAUCAGUAACCCUUGCAAGAUGGGCGCUCAUUGCGACACAAACCCCGUCAAUGGCAAAUUCAGCUGUAACUGCCCUUCAGGAUACAAGGGCAGCACAUGUGCAGAGGAUAUCGACGAGUGUGUCAUUGGACCAAACCCAUGUGAGCACGGAGGCUCAUGUAAGAACACAGAGGGUUCGUUCACCUGUAACUGCGCUCCAGGUUACACCGGCCCACGUUGUGAGCAGGACAUCAAUGAAUGUGGCUCCAACCCCUGCCAGAAUGAUGCCACCUGCUUGGAUCAGAUAGGAGAUUACACCUGUAUCUGUAUGCCAGGAUUUGAUGGAACGCACUGUGAGAAUGACAUAAAUGAGUGUCUCAGCUCACCUUGUCUUAAUAACGGUAGAUGUCUAGACCAGGUCAGCCGAUUCGUCUGCGAGUGUCCUCAGGGUUUCACUGGGGAAACGUGUCAAGUGGACAUCGAUGAGUGUGCCAGCACUCCGUGCCAUAAUGGUGCCAAGUGUCUUGACCGUCCUAAUGGUUACGAGUGUGAAUGUGCUGAAGGUUUCACAGGGCCAUUGUGUAUGGAAAACAUCAACGACUGUGAACCCCAACCCUGUCAUCAUGGCAAAUGUAUAGAUGGAAUUGCUACCUUUCACUGCGAGUGUCUGCCAGGUUAUAUGGGCCCCAUCUGCAGCGAGCAGAUACGCGAGUGCCAGAGUGAUCCCUGCCAAAACGGAGGCCGCUGUGUUGACAUGGUUAACAGAUACCAAUGCAACUGCCAGCCGGGUACCGCAGGUGAGAACUGUCAGAUUAACUAUGAUGACUGUGCCAGUAAUCCUUGCCAGCACGGGACCUGUGAGGAUGGAAUCAAUGAGUACAAAUGUGUGUGCGAACCUGGAUACACAGGGGAACGAUGCACUGAGGAGAUCAACGAGUGCAGUUCAAACCCAUGUCAGAGUGGAGGGACGUGUGAGGAUAAAGUGAAUGGAUUUAAUUGCAAGUGUCCAGUUGGGACUUAUGGGCCCCUGUGUCUCUCAGGGGCAGACCGUUGUAUCCGCAUGCCCUGCCGGCAUGGAGAGUGUAUUGGGAAGCUGGAUGGGUAUCUUUGUCAAUGUGAGCCUGGCUGGGAGGGUACGAACUGUGACCAAGACAAGAAUGAGUGUCUGUCUAACCCGUGCCAGAAUGGUGGAACCUGUAAUGACCGUCUGAAUGAAUACACCUGCGUAUGUGCCCGUGGGUUUGCAGGUUUCAACUGUGAGAUCAACAUAAAUGAAUGUGAGUCAAACCCCUGCAUGAAUCAGGGAACCUGUGUGGAUGGAGUCAACAGCUACAUAUGCCACUGCAAUCUACCAUACACAGGGAAACACUGUCAGGAGAAGUUGAUCCCAUGUGCGUCUCAGCCCUGUCAGAGACGAGGAGUCUGUCAGCCAUCGCUGGAUUACACCAGCUACACCUGCAAAUGCCACAGUGGCUGGGAAGGAGCCCAGUGCACAGAGGAUAAAGAUGAGUGUAAGAAGAGCCCUUGUCAGAAUGGUGCUCGCUGUGUGAAUAUAGUGGGCAGCUACCGUUGCGAAUGCCAGCCUGGAUACAGCGGGGACAACUGCCAGACCAACAUCGACGACUGCAGCUCCAAUCCAUGCCGUAACGGUGGUACAUGUGUUGAUAAAGUGGGCCGGUACUUGUGCGAGUGCAGAGCUGGUUUUUAUGGCGAGCGCUGUGAGGAAGAGGUGGACGAGUGUGCCAGCAACCCCUGCUGGAAUGGAGGACAUUGCACAGACUACGUGAACAGCUACACAUGCCAAUGCCCGCCAGGCUACGACGGCAUCAAUUGUGAACGUGAUAUCCCAGACUGCACUGAAACCUCUUGUUUGAACAAUGGGACGUGUGUGGAUGGAAUUAACCAAUUUUCCUGCCGUUGUCGGCAUGGUUUUUCGGGCCAGUAUUGCCAGUUUGAACUGAACGAGUGUGACUCUCAUCCCUGUAAAAACGGUGGCACCUGCAUAGACGGUCUGGGGACUUUCCACUGCAACUGCCCACUAAUGUAUAAUGGAAAAACUUGUGAGUCAAUGGUGAAUUUGUGCAGUCAGAUUAAGUGUCAGAAUGGAGGUACUUGCAUUCAGAAAGAAAUCAGUUGGAGAUGCAGCUGUCAGCCUGGCUGGACAGGCCUGUAUUGUGAUAUCCCCAGCAUCUCCUGCCAGGCUGUUGCACUCCAAAAAGGUGUGGCGGAGAACAUGGUCUGCAAACAUGCAGGUCAUUGUAAGAACAUAGGCAACACGCAUCAGUGUGAAUGUCAGAAAGGAUAUACGGGCAGUUACUGUGAGACUGAGAUAGAUGAAUGUCUCUCCAGCCCUUGCAGAAAUGGAGGGACAUGUAUGGACUACCAGGGUGGAUAUGACUGCAAGUGUAAAGCAGGUUUUCAGGGUGUGAACUGUGAAUAUAAUGUUAACGAGUGCCAGUCAAAUCCCUGUCGCAAUGGAGGGACCUGCAUUGAUCUGAUCAACCAUUUUUCCUGCUCAUGCCCUCCUGGAACAAAAGGUUUGCAGUGUGAAGUGGACGUGGAUGAAUGUGCCCCAGAGUUUGGCCUGCGCUGUAAGAAUGGUGGCCAGUGUGUGGAUGGUGUGGGCCGGUACACCUGCAACUGCCCUCCUGGUUUCGCUGGAGAGCAUUGCGAGGGAGAUGUGAACGAGUGUCGAUCUGGACCGUGCUACUCACCUGGCACCAUUGACUGCGUGCCGCUUAUCAAUAGCUUUCAAUGUCGUUGCCGUCUCGGUUAUACUGGUCAACGUUGUGAGUCAAUGGUUGAUCUGUGCCAGUCCAAGCCAUGCCACAACAACGGUAGAUGCUCUACAAAUUCCAGUUCAGUACACGGAUACAUCUGUACCUGCCAACCUGGUUUCUCUGGCUUUAACUGUGGCGAUUUGGAGACGUUCUCAUGUGCCAAUUUGCAUUGUCUGAAUAGCGGACAGUGUGUGGAGAUAAAGAGCCGCCCUCAGUGCCACUGCCCAGUGGGUUUUACUGGAACACACUGUGAGAUGUUCACAAACCGUUGCAUGUGUCAAAACGGUGGCACCUGCAUGCUAGAUGAGUCCAACAACCUCAGCUGCCGGUGUCCACCAGGGUUCAGUGGGAAGAUGUGUGAGACGGCUCAACCUUCUUGCCCUUAUCUGGAGUGCGAAAAGCGGGCUAGAGACAAAGUGUGUGACCCGCAAUGUAAGAACCCGGAGUGCAACUGGGAUGGAGGCGACUGUACGCUCCACUGGGAAAACCCCUGGAAGAACUGCACGAUGCCCUGCUCGAACUUAUUUCAUAAUGGCCGCUGUGACCCAGAGUGUAACAAUGCAGGCUGCCUAUUCGACAGCUUUGAAUGCCACAAACCUUCAUCGGCGGGAAACUGCAAAUAUGAGAAAUACUGUGCAGAUCAUUAUGCCAAUGGUCAUUGCAACCAGGGCUGCAACACAGAAGCAUGUGGCUGGGAUGGUCUGGACUGUGCCAGGGACACUCCUCCCAAGCUAGCAAAUGGCACACUGGUGAUUGUGGUUCUGCUGCAGCCCGAGGAGCUGCUGGGUGACCUUAAGGGUUUCCUGCGUUCUCUGGGGACACUCCUGCACACCAACCUGCAAGUGAUGCUAGAUGAGCAUAAGAAACCUAUGGUGUACCCCUACUGUAGAUCUGAGCAGAAUAAAAUUCAAAACGAAAUCGCCGCUAUGAAGCAACGUGGAAAACGUGAGCUGGAGAGUGAGGUUAUCGGAUCGAGAGUUUACUUGGAGAUUGACAAUCGGCUAUGUUCUCAGAACUCAGAUGAAUGCAUCUCCAGUGCAGACCAGGCUGCGGCCUUCAUAGCUGCUGAGUACCUGAAGUCAGAUUUGCCGUACCCUGUCUACUCUGUCACCAGUGAGGAUGUUAAACGUCCCACUGAGGAUACUUUGCUGUACCUGGUUGCUGUGGCUGCUGCCAUCAUCCUGCUCAUUUUGGUGCUGGGUGUUUUGGCUGCCAAGCGCAAACGCAAGCAUGGGACCCUGUGGCUUCCUGAUGGCUUUCUGCCAAACAAAGAGAGCAAGCGGAGGGAGCCAGUGGGACAGGAUGACUUUGGCAUGAAGAGCAUGCAGAAGCCACAGGAUGGGGGAUUAUUGGAUUGCAGUUCGAACCAUCAUUGGUCAGAAGAGGAUCAUCUUCCUAAAAAACCAAGAAUGGAGGAUAAGCCAUUGCUUUCUGUUGGAGUGGAUGGAGUGGACAGGAGAGAGUGGACCCUGCAGCAUCAUAAAGCUGCUGACAUCACACUCACCCCACCUCAGGCAGACAAUGACAUGGAGAGUCUGGACGUCAAUGUUAAAGGACCAGAUGGUUUCACUCCUCUCAUGCUGGCAUCACUAAGAAAUGGCAGCAGCCCUGACUGUGGCAGCAUGCUAGGAGAGGAGGAGGAGGAAAGCGGUGCUGACGAGCCUGGCACAAACGUCAUUACCGACUUAAUUGGCCAGGGUGCGUCGCUCAAUGCCCAGACUGAUCGCACAGGGGAGACUGCACUUCACCUCGCUGCACGAUACGCUCGAGCAGAUGCUGCCAAGAGACUGCUCGAUGCUAGUGCUGAUGCCAACGCUCAUGAUAACAUGGGCCGCACACCUCUUCAUGCAGCAGUAGCAGCAGAUGCUCAAGGAGUUUUCCAGAUUCUCAUCCGGAACCGUGCCACUGAUCUUGAUGCCCGUAUGAAUGAUGGCACAACACCUCUCAUCCUAGCAGCCAGACUGGCAGUGGAGGGCAUGGUGGAGGAACUGGUGCACUGCCAUGCUGACGUCAAUGCUGUGGAUGAUCAUGGGAAGUCAGCUCUGCACUGGGCCGCUGCUGUGAAUAAUGUGGACGCCACUUUGGUGCUACUCAAAAAUGGAGCCAACCGAGACAUGCAGGACAACAAGGAGGAGACGCCAUUGUUUCUGGCUGCUAGAGAGGGCAGCUUUGAGGCGGCUCAAAUUCUGCUAGACCAUUACUCAAAUCGUGACAUCACCGAUCACCUGGACCGCCUGCCACGUGACACUGCACAAGAACGAAUGCAUCACGACAUCGUGCGUCUGCUGGACGAGUACAACCUGGUGCACAGCCCACACUCCGGGCCCAACCAUGUCGGAAAUGGUGGAGGGCACUCAUCGAUGGUCUGUGGCACAAACGGCACAGGAUACAUCCUCGGCAUGCGUCCUGGACCACAGGGCAAAAAGAACCGCAGAGCUGGAGGAAAAGCAAAUGGUGUAGCAGCCGGGACAGCCAAAGAUCUGAAAGAAAUAAAAGCCAAGAGGCGAAAGAAGCCAACCGGAGGAGAGGGGCCGAGUGUGGUGCCGGUGACCACAGCUGUAGGAAGUGUAAGCAGAGCAGCUGGUGGUCUCUCCGAGAGCUCAGUCACCAUGUCUCCUGUGGAUUCCCUAGAGUCUCCACACUCAUACGCCGGAGAGCCCUUGGCCACCUCCAGCACGGCCAAUUCUCCACCUCUGCUCAGCAGCCCGUCAGCGAGGCCCAUGCUGCCGCCGGUGAGUCACAUGCUGGGCCAGCAGCAAAGCUGGGUUGGUUUGUCCAAACACAGCUACAAUGGCCACAUGUUCAGCCUUAUGCCACACCAUCAAAUGAGCGCAGGCCACAGCGGCAUGCAGCAGCACCACAGCCCGGGCAUGUCUGCCCCAAUGAACGUCACCAUGAGCCGUGAACAGCUCCCGCCAAUCGUCACUUUCCAGAUGAUGCCGACCGGCAGCGCAGAGCCUCCUCAAGCAGGCACAACAGGGGCAGAUGCAGGCCAAGGGCAAAAUCAGCCACAGGCUCAGCAUCUGCACUGCAGCCAGGGUAUGAUGUACCCCAUUCCUGACGUGAGCAUGCAGCACAGCCUGUCCCACGCCCUUCAGCACCCUUCCCACGCUCACAACCACACACUCCAGCAUGGGCUGCCUGAUGGCCAAGCACGGCAGGUGGUGUCCUAUCAGCCACGUCAGAGCCCUGUGGAUAAGUACCCCACGCCACCUUCCCAGCACAGCUACGCCACUGCCGGCUCGGAGGGAACCACACCUGGACAUCCAGCACAAAAGCCCAGUGAACACCCCUACCUCACCCCUUCACCAGAGUCACCCGACCCAUGGUCCUCCUCGUCCCCACACUCCAACUCAGACUGGUCCGAUGUCACCACAAGCCCCACACCUCUAGGAAACCCACACACAAUGCCACCUUCCUGCCACACACACAUUCCCGAACAGGCCCAGCUGCAGCCCCCGUCACAGGCCGCGCAGCCAACGCAGUCCCAGCAGUCCCAGCGCAGCAGUGUGUACGCAUAGACACUCAGACCUUUGAGAGUGUAUUGAUUCUCUCUCUUCAGCAGCCAACCAUCCUAUCCUCCACUCUUUAUGUUUUUAUUACGCUCUGCAUGUUGACUGUGAAGUUCUUACAUAUUGUAAAUUCCCAACAGCCCCAAUAUUUUAUCUCGAAGGACAAAACAAUUCGGGAUUCCUGUUUACAGCCAUCUGCGAUCUGAGGCACUGUUACCAUUGAACGAUCACACUGCCAAAAGUAAGGAGUCUCAUUUUGUGGGUACGGAAAAUUUCAAAUUUAAGUCAAACCUUGAAGGAACUUUUAAUAUGUCAUUUUAUUUUAUUUUUAUUUUUUGUUGGGGUUGAAGGCAGACAUCAUAAGUUACAUGAAUAGUUCACGCAAAAAUGGAAAUGAUCUUUAUUUAAUCAUUUUCAAAUCAUUCCAAACAUGCAUGACUUCCUUCUGUGUGACAAAAAACAAGACUCCAUUGAGUUCUGGUGUAUAACGAAAAUAACAUUUUGUUCAAAAUGUCUUCCACAGAAGAAACAAAAAGUCAAACAGUAAGUUUGAAAGCACAUGAAAAUGAGUAAAUAAAGAUCUUUAAUUUUGCGAGAACUAUUCUUUCAUUAUUUAAUUCAUCUUUUUUAUGCAUUGGGUCAGCUUUCAUGUGUUCUGUCCCAGCAAGCAGUUUUUGUUUUUAAAAGAGAAUGUCUAAUAGAUGUCUAAACAUAGUCGUCUUGGCUUAAACAAGACUAAAUUUGGGCUGUCAGUGAAAGUCUAAUAGAAUAGCCUAAAACUAGUCAAGUCUUCAAAUAAACAGAGAUGAAUGAUUACACGUAUAAAGUCAGUCUAUUUGACGACUAGUCUAGUUUUGGGCUUUUCUUAGAUGUCUAUUUUCACUGACAGCCCAAGUUUAGCCUUGUUUUAGCCAAGCUGUCAACGUUUAGAUGUCUAUUAGACGUCUGUUUAAAAAGUGUUUGCUGGGUUUUUUUUGUAUAGAUCAACCUGCGUUUUUUUUGUAGUAAUGAAAUGUUUCUUAAAUGAAUUGGUACUUUUUUUUGUGCACGUGAUCGGUGAUUCACACUCGCGCCCACAUACAUCUCAUUCAUUCAUGUGUGGUUCAGAGAGCUAAACUGUGGUGUACAUAGUUAAAAUAUUACGCUUUGUUUUAUGUUUCCAUGUUGUCUGUUACGGUUUUAUCUCGGCUUUGGCAGUGAGGUGAAUGGAGGUGUGUAAAUAUGAACGGGCUCCUCUUUGUUUCUAUUGAAAUGGUUUGCAGUAUUCAGUGGCCGCACAAACACGACAGAGGUUUGAAGAGGAAUUCCAGCAGCCGUCGUCAAGCCGAAGCAGAAAAGCAAAUGUUUUCCAUGAAUGAUAUUAUCAGUGCCUUUUACAGCGCAUGUGUAUCCAUUGUUACUAUUUUAUUGUUCUGCCUUUGUUGUGUUACUGUAUAUUAAUAUUCUGAGCAGUUUAACUAGUUCUUUUAUUUACAUGCCAUGUAUUUUCUUCAUCUUAAAUACAAUCAGCUUGUCUGUGCAACCGUUUGAAUCACUCGCUAAUUAAGAAAUCAUACUUUAUACAAUUUAAAUGUACUGUUUCACUUUUUUCUGUCUCGUGUUUUUGAGCAAAGCUUUAUAAAUCUGUUUAGUACAAUCACAUUUUUAAACUGUUUUGCACAAUAAACCCAUGGGUCUCUUAAACGCCAAAUAAACACUCUUGAUAGUAUUUCGAAAUGCAUGCAUACAUUAGCCAGAGUGGCGAUCAACUCCCUGUAUGCUGUAUUUGUUCAGAUGGGUGGGUCAGUCAAAUUGUUUGUGCUCAAGGUCAAUAUUAAGAGAGUCUUCUUAUGCAAACAGAACCCUUUAUGUACUAUAGGCGCCUUAUGGCAUAUUGUUUUUAUUGGUUAAUAUCCUGUAGCACUUAAGGGCCCUUCAACAGUAUGAUCUUUAGUGUACUGAAAUCUGGGGAAUUGAAUGGGUGUAAGUCCACCAAAUAGAGAUCAAAGAAAAGCUUUUGGAGUAUCGUACUUUCACCCAAAUGUUAUGCAAAGCUAUUUUUAUAUGUGCUGUAUAUAAUUCUAUAAUUCGGGUUUUUUAUGCCAUUGUACUUUAUUUCCAUGUUCACCAAACAUAUGCAUACAGCAUGUUAGUAUGAAGUAAAUGUUUCGUCUUAGUAUUUUGUUGAUUUUACAUUUGUGAUUUCGAGAACAAACGCCUGUGUAUUGGACAAAUCCAAGACAAUUGAUUAAGAUAGAGAUGAAACGCAAUAAAGGAAUACCUUUACAAAU